AUGCCGCCCGCCGCCGAUAUCACCAGGAACGAGGAUUCCGCCAAUGCAGCCACCGAAGUAACACCUCUGCUGGCUGUCGCUAAGACUGGAGCUCCCACAAUCUACAAUGGCGACAACAAUGGCAAAGCUGGAACCGUGGAGCAAAAUGCCGCAACUCCGACGACGAAGAGGAGCCUCCAAUGCCAGUCGUUCAAAUCCUGCUCCUCUGCUACGCCUCGCUCGCCGAGCCGGUGGCAUACUUCAGCAUCUUCCCAUUUCCACGCCUCCCGUCAGGUUGGCAUCAAGCUUGACCAUAUUUCUUUGUCAUCAACUUUCUCCACGCCUCAGGGCAUCCGGCUCAGUCUCAGGAUCCGCCACCUCCGAACAGACCGCUCUGCGAAGGAACUCGACAUCAAGUGGAUCAGAUUACUACCGACUCGUUCUGCGGCCAACGAUGAAACCCCUGAACACGUUCCACGUCAUAUCGCACCUGUCGUCAUCAAACGCGGAGUCGCCAUGUCCGGGGAAUGGGAAGUCGAAGAGGUCUUGGAUACAGGAAGCCAGAGAAUCACCCUUUCUGCCACCGCGAGGUUCAUCGCCGACGACGACGAUGACGAAAACUCUGCCAACAUCGCGGGCUCCUCGAACCAUCCUCCUGAUAUCAUCAUCUACACUAUUGAGGCUAUGAUCUUUCCGUCCACGAGACUAAGCACGCGCGCGAGAGCUAAGAAUAAUCACAAGUGUGCUGUGCCCGUUAAAAAUGAGCUGGUUCGAAGGAGAGUGGUUGAAAUCUGCGAAGGAGAUGAAAGGGGCCGAAAGCAGAAGAGACAACCACCACGAGCAGCAAGUCUAGUCAUCGCUCCGGACCUGUUGUGGGCUUCGUAG
Molecule: messenger RNA, 864 nt
Organism: Zymoseptoria tritici IPO323
Lineage: Eukaryota; Fungi; Ascomycota; Dothideomycetes; Mycosphaerellales; Mycosphaerellaceae
Exons: 2
Coding region: 1-864 (287 amino acids)
Source: RefSeq, a predicted model, not a curated record